AUGGAUAAAGAACUCCCUAAAGCCAGUCCCAACAAGCUUGCGCUGAACAUCAAGAAGCCUGACAAAUCCUUCAAAUGCAGGAAGCCCACCAAAAAUGUCCUGGUCUUUUUAAUCAACAGACAACUGGGCAGGCACAGAAGUGACAUCGACCUGUCAAGGUGGCUAUGGAUGCUGUCAUAA
Piliocolobus tephrosceles (Ugandan red Colobus) is the source of this 180-nucleotide messenger RNA. Its product is annotated as embryonic testis differentiation protein homolog A-like. NCBI's taxonomy places the organism in Eukaryota, Metazoa, Chordata, Mammalia, Primates, Cercopithecidae. The transcript has a single exon. Bases 1 to 180 code for a protein of 59 amino acids. The record is from RefSeq and is a predicted model, not a curated record.